AUGGGAGACAUUCAAAAGGCCCUACCAGAGCUGAAACAAAUCAAAGUCCCUCGUUGCACUCUAAUAGAAUCAAUUAAAGAAAUUGAGCUCCACUGUUUUGCUGAUGCUUCAAAGUUUGGAUAUGGUGGAGUAAUUUACUUGAGCUGUGUCUCUAAAAUUGGCGAAGUUAAAGUGACUUUACUUUGCAGCAAAUCUCGAAUAUCGCCUAUCAAAGCAAUAACAAUUCCUCGUCUGGAGUUGUGUGCAGCAGAGCUCCUUUCCAAACUUGUGUGCAAGGUAAUAACAUCUUUGAGUUUAUAUGUUGACAAAGUUAUUCUGUACGCAGACUCAACAAUUGUAUUAGCCUGGAUUGCUACAUCUCCUUCAUCUUCUAAAAGUGUUUGUGUCAAAUAA
This is a messenger RNA of Stegodyphus dumicola, 393 nucleotides long. RefSeq lists its product as uncharacterized. The record is from RefSeq and is a predicted model, not a curated record. NCBI's taxonomy places the organism in Eukaryota, Metazoa, Arthropoda, Arachnida, Araneae, Eresidae.